UUGUGGUUAAUUUUAGAUGAAUUCUCCAUAAUAGACUGACUGAAUACAUGCUUAUCCUGUCAUCUUCCACUGGUUCGCCAAUGCAUGCCGUUGAAGGAGACGACGAGGACCAUUUCAUUAAAAAAAUACGAAUACCGACUCAUGAAUCGUAUUCAUGUGUAGACGAUAUGUUGUUUGUGGUCGUAUUAUAUGAAUUCUUUCUACUCAAAGUGCAGGAAUCCACAGCCCGGUACAUGUUUAUAUUAAAAGUAAAAAGAUGAAAUGUCACUCAUUACUGUGUUGUCAAUGUCAGCGCGUGAAUGUUUUGUUUUUGAUUGUGAAACGCAUUGAUUGGGAGUGAAAGCUACUAACGAUGUAAAACAUAAUUAUAUUUCUGUAUAAAUAAUGUGUAAUAACUGACCUUAAAUAACACUGGAUUGAGCUUCUCUUAAAUAAAAAAUGGAUCCAGCUUUGCUACGGGAACGGGAGGCUUUUAAGAAAAAGGCACUUUCAACACCAACUGUUGAGAAGAAAAAGUCAAAGGAUGACUCCCAAUUCAAAGAUGACAGCAAAAAGAAAUCCAAAUCAUCGAGUUCAGUCCUCUCUGGACCAAAACUUGAUGCCACCAAUUACAAAACAAUGGCUGGUAGCUCCAGCUACCGUUUUGGAGUAUUGGCCCGGAUAGUUAGACACAUGCGAGCCAGGCACCAGGAUGGUGAUGACCAUCCGUUAACUUUAGAUGAAGUAUUGGAUGAGACCAAUCAAUUGGAUGUUGGGAAUAAAGUAAAACAGUGGUUACAAUCAGAAGCCCUGCAGAACAAUCCUAAAAUUGAAUGUACACAAGAUGGGAAAUACAUAUUUAAACCGGUGUACAAAAUUAAAGACAAAAAAUCAUUACUAAGGUUGUUGAAACAACAAGAUCUAAAGGGCCUGGGAGGGAUACUGUUAGAGGAUGUACAGGAAUCCCUGCCACACUGCGAGAGGGCCCUGAAGAAUUUGGCACAAGAAAUAUUAUACAUAACCAGAUCUACUGAUAAGAAAAAGAUAUUAUUUUAUAACGACAAAACUGCUACAUUAGAUGUAGAUGACGAAUUCGUAAAAUUAUGGCGCGCCACAGCUGUCGAUGCCAUGGAUGACGCAAAGAUUGAGGAAUACUUAGAGAAACAAGGUAUUAAGUCUAUGCAAGAUCAUGGUCCUAGGAAACCUAUAGCCCCUAAACGGAAAAAGGUUUCACAAAAACGACGGCAGUUCAAGAAACCGCGCGACAACGAGCACUUGGCUGAUGUUCUUGAGACUUAUGAAGAUAAUACAUUGACACAAAAGGGUGUUAGUAUUAAAUAAAAUGUGAUCAUGUUUAUUUUGGUU
Messenger RNA from Achroia grisella, 1344 nucleotides. It is a transcript of the gene TfIIEbeta, whose product is annotated as transcription initiation factor IIE subunit beta. The coding region runs from base 439 to 1320 and encodes 293 amino acids. Gene Ontology annotation, biological process: transcription initiation at RNA polymerase II promoter. The record is from RefSeq and is a predicted model, not a curated record. Lineage: Eukaryota; Metazoa; Arthropoda; Insecta; Lepidoptera; Pyralidae. Gene Ontology annotation, cellular component: transcription factor TFIIE complex. The transcript is spliced from 6 exons.